This is a messenger RNA of Vespa mandarinia (Asian giant hornet), 1329 nucleotides long. Its product is annotated as odorant receptor Or2-like. Gene Ontology annotation, cellular component: plasma membrane. Gene Ontology annotation, biological process: detection of chemical stimulus involved in sensory perception of smell; sensory perception of smell. NCBI's taxonomy places the organism in Eukaryota, Metazoa, Arthropoda, Insecta, Hymenoptera, Vespidae. The record is from RefSeq and is a predicted model, not a curated record. Gene Ontology annotation, molecular function: odorant binding; olfactory receptor activity.
AUGGCAGAACAACUGGCAAUGUAUCGAAAAUAUGAGUGUUUUAUAAAACGUAUACUGUUAUGUGUCGGUUUAUGGCCUGUGGAAAAUACGGGGAGCUCUUGUUUCUAUCGAUAUUUACCAAUUUUCACUGUAUUAUCUGGAACCUUUAUGUUUUUUGGUUCAUUGAAAUUCUGUCUAGAAAAUCUUGAUAAUAUAAAAGUAUUAACGAAAGGACUCAGUCCUUUAGGAAGUUUUGCUUUAGUAGCUGUAAAGGCACUGAUGUUCUUUUUAUAUCGAGAGCAAUUACACGAAUUGAAUAUGAAUCUCGAAUCGAUGUUCGAAGAAAUGCUUAAAAAAACACAUUAUCGACCUGUUAUAUUGUCAUUGCUAAAUCUUUUUAAACGUCCUGCAUAUAUUGUUUACUAUUUGACCAUGUUUGUAAUACUACUGUAUUUAUUUAGACCGUUUUUAUUGAUCGUCUAUCAAGUUAUCAAGAACGUCAGUCCCAAACAUUAUGUUCUUCCCUAUCCUGCUACUUUUCCAUGGAUCGAUGGAACUCCGAAUAUGGUUUUUCAAGCGCAAUUUCUUUUCGAAAUUAUAUUUGGUUGGUUCGUGAUUUCUGUGACCAGCGCCGUCGAUACGGUUUACGGAUUUUACAUAUUUCAAAUGAGUGGAGUUCUACGUGCCAUGUGUUUCGAAUGCGAGCAUCUUGGAAAAUCAUCUAAGGAGCUCGAUGUCAUUCUACGUAACUGCAUUAAAAGACAGAUCUUACUUUUACGUUGUCGUGAUAUCAUUCAGAAUGUUUAUGGACCAGUUGUGCUAUGCUUAAUAGUGAGCAGUGUUAUUGUCCUAUGUGCGCUGAUAUUUCAAAUGUUUGAGACAGAAAUAAGUAUAGGUAAAACUCUUCUAUUUCUUAUUUAUGGGAUGAUGAAAAUGUCUCAAGCAUUUUUGUAUCCUUGGUAUGGAAGUAUUCUUGAUGUUGAGAGUGAAGGAUUUCAACGAAGUAUUUAUAGCUGUGGAUGGUACCAAGACGGAAACAGUGAACUCAUGAAGGUUGUUCUUAUCAUAUUGGUACAGAAACCAAUUGUACUGACAGCAUGUCACCUCUUUUUUAUUUCAUUGGAUCUUUUCAUGAAGAUACUUAAUACGUCCUUAUCAUAUUAUUUUUUGUUGCAAACAUUCGAUGAGAAUAAUGAUGAACCCAUUUUAUAUAAUUAUUUAGAUUUACUUGAUAUGAAAGAUAUAAUGACUGGGAAAAAUAUUACUGGUCCUCUCUUUCUAAAUUCUAAACAUAAAUUCUACAUAACGUUAGAUUCUGUGUUCAAAAUCAUGCAUAAAAGGACCGAAUAA